AUUACAUUAACCUCAUAAUAAACAGUUUACUUGGAAUUGUGUUUGAAUCGAAUAUGCAAAAUUGAAUAACAUAAUAUGGAAAGUUACAAAAUAACUGGAAGGGCGGGCGAGGGGGCUCACGGAUGCGUCUAUAAAGGUUUAGACAAAAGGUCCGAUAAAAUUGUCGCAUUGAAAAAAAUCUCCAUUAAUACUGAGUUAGGUAUUCCUAAAAAUACUGUUAGGGAAAUGUGUGCUUUACGAGCAUUAAAGGCCAAAAAUAUAGUAAAACUGUUUGAAAUAACUAGCAUGGGCAGCUCCGUUGUAUUUAUAAUGGAGUUUCUGCCGUGCAGCCUUCAGGAAAUUUUAAAAACUACCAAACUGUCUGUUCCACAAACAAAAUCCUAUUCAAAAAUGAUUUUAAACGGAGUGGAUUUUAUGCAUAGCAAUCAUAUAAUGCAUAGAGACAUUAAGCCAGCAAAUCUGCUUAUUUCCCCUAAAAAAAUAUUAAAAAUAGCAGAUUUUGGCCUAGCAAGAAUUUACAAUCAGCAAGAGCCGUUGAGACAAUAUUCCCAUCAGGUCGCUACGAGGUGGUACCGCGCACCAGAGUUGUUAUAUGGGUCUAGAACAUAUACACCUUCUGUAGAUGUGUGGUCUGUAGGCUGCAUUAUUGCUGAAAUGAUUAAUACAACGCCGUUGUUUCCGGGAGAGACAGACAUAGAGCAACUAGCAAUUGUUCUAAGCACCCUAGGUACGCCCACUAAGGAGUCUUGGCCUGAUUUACCACAGCUGCCUGAUUACAAUAAAAUUUCCUUUAUCUCUAGCCCCGGAAAACCUUGGAAGCGUAUAAUACCGGGAGCGGAUUCUUCAACAUUGGAUCUAUUAAAGAAAAUUAUUAUUUAUGAUGGUCGUAGGCGACCUACUGCUAAACAGUGUCUUUCACAUCAGUUUUUUAGAGAUAAUCCAAGACCAGCGAAGCUCAAAGAUAUGCCUGAUCCUAAAGAACAUGCCGAAGAAGUGGUGAGCUUCAGUGAUUUUGAUGAAAUCAUAAAAGAAAUAAAUAAAAUAUGAAUUAUUGU
Messenger RNA from Anthonomus grandis grandis, 1055 nucleotides. Its product is annotated as cyclin-dependent kinase 20-like. The transcript has 5 exons. Bases 76 to 1047 code for a protein of 323 amino acids. Lineage: Eukaryota; Metazoa; Arthropoda; Insecta; Coleoptera; Curculionidae. Gene Ontology annotation, biological process: protein phosphorylation. The record is from RefSeq and is a predicted model, not a curated record. Gene Ontology annotation, molecular function: ATP binding; cyclin-dependent protein serine/threonine kinase activity. Gene Ontology annotation, cellular component: nucleus.